AUGGGUGCUGGUGAUUACAUUAUCUACUUUGACAACCAUGGUAAGGAUGAGUUCCACAUAUAUGAGGGUUUGAAAGAAUUAGCAAAGAAGUUUGAUGGUGAGGUCAAGAAGGAUUAUGAAAAAGUGCAUAAGUACUACGUGACCGUUCCAGAGGCCCUUGGUGAUGGUUUUAAAGAAGCAGCAGAUGCUUUGAUGAUAACGAAGGGUGUUAACGCUGUUGUUAAACAACUUGACUCUGAAAAGUAA
This is a messenger RNA of Arxiozyma heterogenica, 246 nucleotides long. RefSeq lists its product as uncharacterized. The record is from RefSeq and is a predicted model, not a curated record. Bases 1 to 246 code for a protein of 81 amino acids. The transcript has a single exon. NCBI's taxonomy places the organism in Eukaryota, Fungi, Ascomycota, Saccharomycetes, Saccharomycetales, Saccharomycetaceae.